Molecule: messenger RNA, 4299 nt
Organism: Gryllus bimaculatus (two-spotted cricket)
Lineage: Eukaryota; Metazoa; Arthropoda; Insecta; Orthoptera; Gryllidae
Source: the annotation of a GenBank genome assembly
UUUUCGGGUAAGCGGGAACUGGCGGGCGGGAAUAACAUGUAAUGGCCCGAAUAUUAUUGUUUGAUAUUUGCGAAUUAGUACACUGUACAUGCGACAUCGAGUGUGAAUGGUUACUGUGAUGCAGGUGGCAAUGUCAUUGUUUACAUGUUCGUUUGUAAACGUGCUAAAGCAUGCAUAAAUAAACAAAAUGAACGUUGAAGAGGAUGUUGAUUGUGUUGUCUGGUUUAACUGUCUGGGAGAAGAUAAUUUGAAAGAUAAUAGGUUAGGGAACAGUUUUUUGAAAAAUGAUGGUAUCCGACUCUUGUUUGAUCAAGAUGUUGGUAAAUGUUUGUAUCGAGUCAGAUUAUUUGGAAGGACAUAUAACAGAGAUUGCCCUUUACUAGAAGAUAAUAUUUUUCAUUGGUGCCUAAAAAAAUACCUCAGUAUUUAUCACAAUGCCACAAGAAUGAAUAAGAGAGUAUAUGAUCCAGGAGAUAAUGAAUGUAAAAAUAAAAAUUAUAGCCACUUGAGAAAAGAAAUAUGUGAAUUAAUGAAUUAUAUUUGUAGUUUCCUAGCAAACCCCUGGAACGAAGAGUCCUUUUGGUUAUGUAAUACAAAGACGUUAAACUCUCUACAUAAUCAACUUUCUUCAUUUUGGGCACAUGUAAAAAAGUUAUCUGAUCUAUCUGAAUUUACUUUCUAUUCAGGCAGUGUUAUGGAUAAUGAGUGUCCUCAUGCUUCAUUUCAUUUGGUGCAUCUUAGUUUAGAUCUAUUGUGGUAUCGACUUUGUAUACUCUAUCGUUUGGAGCAACUAGUAAAACUUGAUGAAUUGCAAGGUGUUUCUUAUGAUGUUCAUGAAGAAAUGAAGCAGUACAUUCAGUUAAUCUUUGAAGAUUUAUUUACACUUGCCAUUUCGAGGUUUGAAAAGCUUUCACCAAAGGAAAUUAAAAAAAAAUCUCCAUUUCGAUGUACAUGUGUGAAGGAAAUGUGGCUUCUAAUUCAGCUGUUUGUUGACAAGCAUAACAAUACAUCUCAUCAAAACGAAUUCUGGUCCCUUUUAAAUACUUUGUGUACAAGAUUACUACAUUCGUCAUCAAAUGACGUUCAGAAGAAAGGAGUGUUUAAUAACCUAACCUGUACAAAUCCAGUUUUGUUCAGUUUUUGGAUUCUUUUCCAUUUAGGGCAGUUGUAUAUGUAUGGUGAAAGAGGAGAGUACAUGGGUUCAUCUAGUAGCAGAAUGGUUAGCAAUUACACAUUAUUGGAUGAACUACUAAAAUUUCUACUUUCUGUAGAUAUAGUGUCUGAAGCUCAACUUCGUUCAUGCAUUCCAUUUAUAACAGAUAUUGUAAUAGAUUUGUGGCCUCCUAAGAGAGACCCCGUAUGUAAACUGUGGGAACAUUUCCAUCAUCGCCUUAAUGGUUGCUUUUUUCUACCUGGUGCAUCAACUGACACAAUUGCUAUUCCUUGUUCUAGCGGUGCUGAAAUGUUGCUACUUGUGCAGAACAUCAUGGAUCUUCCAACAAAUUCUGGAUUACAACAAAGAAACAGUUUCUACUUGUUUCUUCGAUUGUUGGGUGUUUUCUUGUCAAAAAAUCCAUCUCAGAGACCCAAUAUUGAAGGUCGGAUAUUCUCAAAAUUUUCCCAGACAAAAAUGCAAUCCCUUAAAGAAAUGGGUAUUUUUAACUUUGGCAUUCUUUGUUUGUGUAUGGCAGUGUCUGGGCAUGCUAAGGAAGUAGGUGACAAAAUGCAGUAUCUUUUAAAUUGGUGUAAUCCUCAGUCUGUCGAUUUGUGUCGACAUCUUAUGAUAUGGAGAGCACAAUUAGCACUCUUGCAACUGUAUAUAGAAAAAGAAAUGGAUAUAACUGAGGCUUCAGCCCUUUUGAUGGAAGAUGUGAAUCAUGUAAGCAGAUCCAGAAGUAAUGAUUCAGUUUCAUUGUUCAAUUUGCUAGCUAGAGGUUUGAAAGAUAUAAUUACCACGAGCAAAAAUCUGGAUUACUCAGAACACAUACUUAUAGGAAGUUGGAUUAGUUCAUACAUGAGAAUGACUGCAGAUCCUGUACUUCUUAUUGACACACUUUUGGAAAUAAUGAAAAAAAUCCUUACUUUGUCCAAAAAUGUUGGUAUGAUAGAGUAUGAUGCUCCAAACACUCACCUCUCCAAAAUGUAUUUAGCAUUGUGCAAACAUCUCCUUCCAUAUAUUAAAGAGAAGUUCGCAAAUUCAGAUACAAACUUUCCAAGUUGCCAGGUGGCAGAUUUAGCUGUGAAAAUGACUCUUUUGGCAUUAAAUAGAACAAAUGUGGGAGUUGCUGGGACGUCAGUUCCUCAUCUGUUUGAAAGUUUUACUGUAAAUGCUCAUCCUUUAAAUUCAGAUUUAAGCAUCAAAUAUGUGUGUGUUUUAUUGCAAGAGGAAGGGAUUCUUUCAGAACUUAUGGACACCUAUAUUAAUUAUGAAGUAUUAAUAAUACAAACAUGGAUAAGGAGUUCUGUUUAUGUGUUUGAAGAGAAUUCACAACACAAAUUAUCUAAAUUAACAAACAUUGUGUGGCAGAUGCCUUCUUUUCGUGCUCUGUGUCAAGAAGCAUCCAUAGAUAUAAAAGGUCUUGCCAAACCUGGGGAUAUGUUUAUCCUUGGAUUGGGUAGAGUGUUUUUGAAGAAAGUAACCCUAGAAGAACGAACUCAGUUCCGAGAACAAUGUUUACUGUAUUUAACGCCUGUAGUGAAGAGUUUUGAAAGACUGCUCCGAAAUAAAGGAGUAAAUCAAAACAUUUUAUGUAGAAUAUACGAAGUUGCCUCUCUUUUAAUACUGCACUGUGGAACUAUUAUAUAUUCUAAGUCUCAGCCUUAUUGCAUUUUCAAUUCAUUGAUAAACUCUCUUUUAUUACCAGUGGCUUUAUUCAAGCCUGGAGCAGAAAUGCCAUCGUCUAUGCUAUAUGCAGUACGACGGACGUUUCCUGUUUUUGUUAAGGGUAUAGUGAAACUUAAUGGUGCUUCAGGAAAUUCAUUAAUAUCCACUAUUAAAAAUCUAGUGGUUAGAUAUUUUCCUCGUUUAGUAGGGAAGGUAUCUGUAACUUCUCAAGAGUGCAAAAGCGAAGCACCUCUUGGACACUCUCUAUUAUUAUGUUUUGAUGACUCUGAUAAAGAUGUACCUGAAUGUGUAUUAGAGAUAAUUUCACAGACCUUCUUGAAGGUUGGAGAUCCACAGUGUGUAAAUACUCUAAUGUUCCUUCUGGAAUUAUUGCAAGCAAAGAAUUUUAAUAAGAGAAUUGUGGAAAUGUUCAUUAACAUGUCAUUGGCUCGUAUAUUAGAAAUAAUAAUCUUAAGUGAUUCAAGCAUGCUUAGUGCAAGAAGACAGGCAGUUCACCUUUUAAACGAAAUUUUACUUAAUAAAAUAAAUGACAGUCCAUGUUUGAGGCAAAGUUUCUGGUCUGUUCUUUGGGCUCUCAUUGAGCGACAUAUGGUUUUACAUUCAGUGAACAUCAUGUCCUUGCUAAGUAAAAUAUGUAAGGUUUCUCCCAUUAUGAUAACUGAUGGAUUACCACAGAUAAAAGAUAUGAUAAAAUCACCAGAAUUGUUCCAUCGAUCUAAUGUGGCAAAAAAUGUGAGGUUUGGAGUGGAAAAUAUUGAAAAGUUGUUGAGUUUGUCAAAGCAGAAUGAACAAUCAUGAAUUUACCUAAGACUUUUGAAGAAAGUCUUAUUAAAAAAACUUUCUGAGAGAGAAGAAAAUGACUUUGAAACAUGUUGUGAAAUUUGUUUUUUAUGUAAUAGAACAUAUUCAGUCCAAUCAUGUUCUUUGUAUAGUUGUAUUUGAAAUUAUAUAUUUGUAUAUUGUGUAUGAAAUAACUUUAUUAUAUAAGUAUUUUUAUUUUUGUUUGUUCAGUGAAGUAUCUUUUAAGUGUCAUCUGAAUAUAUUUUGUAAAUUCACUAAUUCAGAAGGAAAAGGGAAAUAAAAUUAAAAUUGUACCUGUUGUUUCAUUACAACAAAAUACUCUCCAGGUUUUAUCAGUUUAUUGAACAAGAAGUCCACCUCACAUUCUACUGGUACCAGUUUUUCCUCAUCCACUUGACCUUGGAGCUGUCCUUGAAAGCCGUUGACCAAGAAUGAACUGUAAUGUUACAAUUUUUGUUUUUGUUUUGUGUAAAUGUAGAUAUUAUAUUGGAAAGUUCUGAAAACUAAAAGAAAAAAAUAUAUAUAUUUUGAAAAUUAGAGUAAAUUUAUUUAUGUCAUUAAAACAAUAAUAGAUUGGUCAUAUAAAAAAAGUUGUUUUAUGUGUAAUGUAUGUUACAAAUGAGUCUUUUGAGUGUUGUCAAUAUAAAAUUUUU